Messenger RNA from Drosophila simulans, 1774 nucleotides. RefSeq lists its product as uncharacterized. Gene Ontology annotation, molecular function: protein binding. Bases 98 to 1495 code for a protein of 465 amino acids. Lineage: Eukaryota; Metazoa; Arthropoda; Insecta; Diptera; Drosophilidae. Gene Ontology annotation, biological process: actin filament polymerization. The record is from RefSeq and is a predicted model, not a curated record. Gene Ontology annotation, cellular component: cytoplasm; actin cytoskeleton. The transcript has a single exon.
GCAAUUUCUUAGCUCUGGUCACACGCCGGCGAGUUUGUUUAUUUUUUGUUUGGAUUUGGAUUCCCGGAUCCUUGUGGUCCUCCUGCAGUCCUUCAAGAUGCGCCUGUGCCCGCUGGCGUUCACCGUGCUGCUUGGCCUCUUUCACCUGAUCCAGGCCUGCAAUCACUGGGUUCUUCGCGAGGAGCAGAUCGUGCCCAAACUGGACUCGCCAUUCCACAUGCGUGAGCCCCAGAAUCUGGCGGCAUUUCUCGAGCAGAUCAGGUACAGUGAGUAUGUGGAGCGCUCCUAUCUGGAUCUGCUGCGCAAGCGGGAACAGAUUGUGGAGCACCUACGAUUCUCGAUUGGUUUCGGUGAGGAUCUGGCCGAGCAGGCCAAGUGCGCCAUGGACUACUACAUGCUGGAGAAGCGAAUGUCUUACCUGAAAAUCACGCCAGAGCAGCUGAAAAGGAUUAAUCUUCCGGACCAGAGGCAAUUGCACAUCCAGAAGAGCGCAUCCUCGAUGGGAAUGGAGCCGAUUUGCAGCGAUUACCACCGAUUAAGCGUGGGUCCAGCCACCUAUGAUCAUCUGGAGAGUUUUCGGCCCGAGGUCCUGGCCGCUGCCUUUCUGGAGCGCGAGCAUGACACCAAUGUGGGCAUGGCCACCGUGGAGUUGACCCGCCGAUUUGCGGUGGACGGACUGCAGCACCAUCCGGCCUCCUGGAAGUUCCACACCCUAAGCUCCUACUACUGGCGGAUGCGAGGAAAUGCCCGGGAAGCCCUGCCCUGUGCCAGACUGGCUGCCCUGCUGGCUCCGCCUAUCUUUAAGGAUAUACCCCUGCUGAGUCUGGGCACCAUACUCUUUCGAAUGGGCCGACUGGCCGAUGCCGAUCUGAUACUGACCGCUGCGGUGGAACAUGCCCCUAAUGUGGCCGAGAAUCAUGUGGUCCUGGCCUCUGCUCUGGCCAUGAAGCACGACUUCAAUCGAUCCCUGCAGCACUUCGACGAGGCCGAGCGACUGGAUCCCAGCACUUUGCCGAGAACGCAGCAGGUGCGAAACUUCAUAAGUUGCCUAGAGAACCUUACGAAGAAAACCUCCAAGAUGUAUAGCUAUGUGAAGUACAUGCAGAACGAGGUGAAGGAGUUCAAGAAGCUAAAGCAUCACAUCUCCCAGAAUCACGAGAGAUUGAUCCAACAGCAGCUGCCGCUGGGAGCGAGACGUCUGCUUGGCCUGGACGCCAAAACCAACAACGAUGAUCUCCAUCGAAGGGGUCAAUACUGCAGCACGAGGACGCCGAAUGGCUCCGAUGAACCGGUGCUGUUCUGUGACUUCUACUCGGACAUGCAAAUGCGAUUGGAGAGCAAGGAUGUGGACAUCGAUGUGCUGGAACGGGAUCUGAAGGCCAAUACGGAUGCGGUCAUUCGACAGGUGUCCACCGAAAUCCGGAAACAGUUCAAUUUGGAGCAGCUUAAGGCGGCCAAGGCCCAAAUGCCCGCGAAGGCGACGAAGGCUACAUAGUAAUGGUUGCCAUUACAAGCAGAUGGACUGGCACAUUCCCUUCACAAAGCAACCAAAUAUUUUGGGUCACAAAAUAGCUUGUACGAUUAAUCUGUUCUUAAAUAGUAAUUAGGUAUGUGUGCGAGAGACGUGUGUGCAUGUGUGUGUAUAUAGGAUAAGUUUUCAGGUAUAGUUUAAUCAGGCUUAUAAGCGGGAGUGUUCGGGAGGAGGAGGUUCUUUCGUAAUGUCACUUUAUCUAGAUUAAUUAUAUCUUUUAAUGAAUAUUUAAACAAAGAUUUG